UGUCAAUCGUCGCCUUUUCCCUAAAACUCUAAUAUAUUCUGAUUUUUAGCACAAAAAAUUUAUGUCAAGGGACUGGAACACAAAUGAGGUUAUUGUAGAUGCCCUACCUUAUAUUGAUCAAGGAUUUGAUGAUUUGAGAAUCAGAGAAAUAGCUUUGAGCUUAGUUGAAGAGGAAACUAAGAGAUAUAAACCAACCAAAAACUAUCUUGAACAUCUUCCCCAAUUAAAUUUAAAUGACUUUGAGACUGAUAUAAUGAAAAAUGAAUUUGCAAGAAUUGCUAAUCAUAACCCAAUGGAAAUGAUGAAUAUGAGGAGAUAUGAAUUACCAACACCACCUCCAGGAAAACUAACAGAUAUUACAGCUUGGAAUGAAGCAGUUGAAAAUUCAAUGGCUCAAUUAGAGCACCAGGCCACUAGGAUCUCUAACUUAGAAUUGAUGGGGGAAUAUGGAUCAAUAGCUUGGAAAAAUUAUAAUAAGAUACUAAACAUUAUGGUGGAAGAAUUAAAGAAACAACUCAUUAAAAUUAAGAAAAAGACACAAGAAGUGAAUUGGCAAAGAAAAAAUGACCAGAUUAAUGUGGGUAGGCAAUUGCAAGAAUUGGAAUCAAGUUGGGUUGGCUUGGUUAGCAAAAAUUACGAAAUUGAAAGGGCAAUAGUUGAACUGGAAAAAGAAAUAAAACAAGUACAAGACAAGUCAACAAAUUAAAGAACUCUUUACAAUAUAAAUAACCUUUU
Messenger RNA from Gordionus sp. m RMFG-2023, 735 nucleotides. RefSeq names its product pre-mRNA-splicing factor SPF27-like. Lineage: Eukaryota; Metazoa; Nematomorpha; Gordioida; Chordodea; Parachordodidae. Bases 62 to 706 code for a protein of 214 amino acids. The transcript is spliced from 7 exons. Gene Ontology annotation, biological process: mRNA processing. The record is from RefSeq and is a predicted model, not a curated record. Gene Ontology annotation, cellular component: Prp19 complex; precatalytic spliceosome; catalytic step 2 spliceosome.